This is a messenger RNA of Passer montanus (Eurasian tree sparrow), 6462 nucleotides long. RefSeq names its product MCC regulator of WNT signaling pathway (gene MCC). Gene Ontology annotation, molecular function: calcium ion binding. Gene Ontology annotation, cellular component: cytoplasm. NCBI's taxonomy places the organism in Eukaryota, Metazoa, Chordata, Aves, Passeriformes, Passeridae. Bases 582 to 3059 code for a protein of 825 amino acids. Gene Ontology annotation, biological process: negative regulation of canonical Wnt signaling pathway. The record is from RefSeq and is a predicted model, not a curated record. The transcript is spliced from 17 exons.
GUUUGAUCAUAAACCACUUAAACUCCAGGCUCACUGGAAGGGGAAACUUUAGAGUGAAGUGCAGCAUUGGUUUCUCUCGGGGAAGGGAGCUUUCUUCUCUUUUUCUUUCAGCCUCCCCAAAUACUGAGGACUAUAGCAGCACUCUCCUUUUAAUUUCUCUGUGAACUUGUGUGAAGCUCGUCAGAUUUUUUUGAGUAUGUUCAGCAGCAUUGAGAGAUGCCCUUUAACAGAGUUGUGGAAAAGAGCAGCAUAAAGCAGACAGCAGAGAUGAAGCACGCCUUGUAGAUGGACUAAGGCAGCCCUGGGAUCUUGGUAAGCACUUCAUUCCCUGCAUUCUCUAAGCACUUCACAUUAUUAACAAGUCACUCUAAGCAAUGGAUUGUCUGUGAAGUCAAAACCAGUUUGGCUCUUCUAGAAGAUCUUGCAUCAUUAACUUAAACUCUCAAGGUGAAGUAAAAAUGGCUGUCUAGAGCAAAAUGUAUAAGAGAGAAAAAUUUUGGAGAAGAAAGUAUUGAAUCAGUUGAACAAAGCUUUGAAGCAUUACAAUCUGCAGAAAUCGUCAAGCCCUGAGAAGUCUAAUCAUGAAUUCUGGAGUUGCUAUGAAAUAUGGAAAUGAGUCCCCUGCAGAGCUGGGUGAGCUUCAUUUAGCAGCCCUGGCUUCAUUAAAGGGAGACAUUGUGGAGCUUAACAAGCGUCUACAACAAACAGAAAAGGAACGUGACCUAUUGGAAAAGAAAUUGGCAAAAGCACAGUGUGAGCAGUCCCACCUGAUGAGAGAGCACGAGGAUGUGCAGGAGCGAACAACUCUGCGCUACGAGGAGCGGAUUACAGAGCUGCACAGCAUCAUUGCCGAGCUCAACAAGAAAAUCGAUCGGCUGCAGGGAGCAACCAUAAGGGAGGAGGAUGAGUACUCGGAGCUGAGGUCGGAGCUGAGCCAAAGCCAGCAAGAGGUUAAUGAAGACUCGCGCAGCAUGGACCAGAACUCUGUCUCAGUGCCAGAGAACCAGUCCACCAUGGUCACUGCGGAUGUCGAUAACUGUAGUGACUUGAAUUCAGAACUGCAGAGAGUGCUGACAGGUCUGGAAAAUGUUGUCUGUGGGAGAAAGAAAAGCAGCUGCGGUUUAUCGGUGGCAGAAGUGGACAGGCACAUUGAACAACUCACUACUGCCAGCGAACAUUGUGAUUUAGCUAUUAAGACUGUGGAGGAGAUUGAGGGAGUGCUGGGACGUGACCUUUAUCCAAACCUGUCUGAGGAGAGGUCUCGGUGGGAGAAGGAGCUGGCUGGCCUGCGGGAAGAGAAUGAGAGCCUCACAGCCAUGUUGUGCAGCAAAGAGGAGGAGCUCAACAGGACCAAGGCCACCAUGAACGCUGUCCGUGAGGAGAGGGACAGGCUGCGUAGAAGGGUUCGGGAGCUGCAGACUCGUUUGCAGAGUGUGCAGGCCAUGGGGCCGUCCAGCCCGAGCCGCCUUACUCCUGCCAACCGCCCCGUCAACCCCAGCACAGGAGAGCUGAGCACCAGCAGCAGCAGCAACGACAUUCCCAUUGCCAAGAUUGCUGAAAGAGUGAAGUUGUCAAAGACAAGAUCAGAGUCUUCAUCAUCUGAUAGACCUGUCUUAGGAUCAGAAAUCAGCAGCAUAGGGGUCUCUAGUACCGUGGCUGAACAUUUGGCACAUUCCCUCCAAGACUGCUCAAACAUCCAGGAAAUCUUCCAGACUCUCUAUUCACAUGGAUCUGCUAUCUCUGAAAGCAAAAUCCGAGAGUUUGAAGUGGAGACGGAGAGAUUAAAUAGCCGUAUUGAACACCUGAAAUCCCAGAAUGACUUGCUGACAAUAACACUGGAGGAGUGCAAGAGCAACGCAGAGAGGAUGAGCAUGCUUGUGGGCAAGUACGAGUCCAAUGCCACAGCCCUCAGGCUGGCACUGCAAUACAGUGAACAGUGCAUAGAAGCAUAUGAGCUGCUGUUGGCAUUGGCAGAAAGUGAGCAGAGUCUCAUUCUUGGACAAUUCAGAGCUGCAGGUGUUGGUUCUGUUGGGGACCAGACAGGUGAAGAAAAUGUCACACAAAUGCUUAAGAGGGCUCAUGACUGCAGGAAGACAGCUGAGAAUGCAGCAAAAGCCUUGCUGAUGAAGCUGGAUGGGAGCUGUGGGGGAGCCUAUGCUGUCACAGGCUGUAGUGUGCAGCCGUGGGAAAGCCUGUCCUCCAACAGCCACACCAGUACUACCAGCUCAACCGCAAGUAGUUGUGACACAGAGUUUACAAAGGAGGAUGAGCAGCGGCUGAAGGAUUACAUCCAGCAGCUGAAAAAUGACAGGGCAGCAGUGAAACUGACAAUGCUGGAACUGGAAAGCAUCCACAUUGAUCCCCUUAGUUAUGAUGUUAAGCCACGUGGAGACAACCAGAGGCUGGACCUGGAAAAUGCAGUCUUGAUGCAGGAACUCAUGGCAAUGAAGGAAGAGAUGGCAGAGCUCAAGGCGCAGCUUUACCUGCUGGAGAAGGAGAAGAAGGCUUUAGAAUUGAAGCUGAGCACUCGAGAGGCUCAGGAGCAGGCCUACCUUGUCCAUAUUGAGCACUUGAAGUCUGAAGUGGAAGAACAAAAAGAGCAGAGAAUGAGGUCUCUCAGCUCAACCAGCAGUGGAAGCAGAGACAAACUGGGCAAGGAAUGCAGUGAUGGCACCGCAACACCGCUAACACUUGCUGAGCUGAGACCAUACAAUGAGAGUGAACUGACUGCUGAGCUGACAAAUGCACUCAGGAGGGAGAAGAAACUGAAAGCAAGAGUGCAGGAGUUAGUGAGUGCUUUGGAGAGACUCACAAAGAGCAGUGAAGUCAGACAUCAGCAGUCUGCAGAAUUUGUUAAUGAUCUUAAAAGGGCAAACAGCAACUUGGUAGCAGCUUAUGAAAAAGCAAAGAAAAAGCAUCAAAAUAAGCUGAAGAAACUGGAAUCACAAAUGAUGGCCAUGGUGGAGAGACAUGAAACCCAAGUAAGAAUGCUCAAACAAAGAAUAGCUUUACUGGAAGAAGAGAACUCCAGACCACACACCAAUGAAACUUCACUUUAAAUGCAUCUUUUUAAAGGGUGCUUAGUGCCAUUACAGCUUUCUUUCUUUUGGAGGUUGACUUUUAGGUAGCUUCAGAUGUUAAAAGUUCUGAUUGUCAAUGCUGACAAAACUUAAAAGUUCCUUCUCUGGGAUCCCAGAGAGGUAUCAUGGGGAUAAUAAAAGUGUUAACCUUAAGGACUGUUUCAUAAUGUAAAAUGGCAGUGCCUGAAUUAUAAUGCUAUAAUUGUGUACAUUGUCUGUGUUGUUAUGUCUGUAUUCUCUUCCAUUUUAUCAGUGGCCCAUGGGUGACAGUGUCACACAGCAGAAUAACUCAUGUUAAUAGGUUUUCAUUUGGGUAGUUUGGAGAUCAUGUGGAAGUUUUCCCAGUCCCUGAGUUCUCUCUGCACUCAAGUCCAUAGUGUACCCUCAUGACUCGCUGCUGUGGUUACACCACCAAAGAGGCAGCUGCAGAAUGGGGAUGACAGCCUGGCUGGCUUUUUCUUUGCACCCUGCUUGCAAUUCUGCUGCUCACAGUGCAAUCAGGUAGGAAAACUCCUGUUGAUUUGGGAAAAAAACAAUAAAGUGUAGCUGCAUCUCUGACAAUUAUGACAAAAGUGUAAUUCUUACAAUGCAUAAGAGGGCCAAAGGCUGUGGGUUUCACCAUGCCGCACACACAGUCUGUGCCAAGAGUGGGUAAAAAAUUACAGAAGACCUCCUGGUAUUUAUAUUGCAUGGUGUUUGCAACUACUUAGCUUGCAACAUAGAAGACGUUUUUUCUUCCUAUAUACGCUAUAUCCAAGGUAUUGUUUAAGAAGUUGGGCCAUUUUUGUCAUGUGUGUUGUGCUUACUACAACUUACUGUGAUCAAGAGGUAGAAUGUCUUUUUUAUACUUUCUUUGACCAAAAAUAGGUACUUAAGUAACGUACCUGUUUAAUAUUGAAUACAUAGGCACAAAAUUAUAGAUGUGUAGAUGUAUGGAUAUCCAGCCACAAACAGAAUGUGAAUGAUGAAGUCUUACAGCUUUUCUAGGUUAGUUUUUGUUACUGCUAACAUUCUCUUGUUUAAAUCACAUAUUACUGUAUUACCAAACUGACUGAAGUGCAAAUUUUGGCUUGUUAGGUUAAUGAACAUUAAGCAAAUCAUGGGGAUCAGGUUGAUUUCUGUGGGGGUCAAAAUACAGGAGUCUGCCAUAGCACCUCUUAUAUUCAGAAUUUGCUUUUUUUUUUUUUUUUGACAGAGUACGUAAAAACUAUGUGUUUUAAAAAGCCAAGCUAUAGUCCCUUCACUGUGGUGGCCUGCUGCUGUGUUACGCCUCUGCUUUGUCUUUUCCAGGCUGAUUUUCAGUGAAUCUGAUUUCAGGAGAUGGUUAUCAUUUUUGCUUUACAUGUUGAGUUGCACCUCAAGUUUUUUACUAGUGAAUUUGGAAUUAUGAUAACUUUUCUCAUUUAUGCCUCCCAUUACUAGUACUAAGGAAAUAUUUGAGAGGACUCUUUUUGCCUGCUGUUGAGUUAGGUCAGACAACAUAGUUGUGGGAACUUGUGUUCAGAAUGUGGCAUUAUUGUUAAGUCUUGUUUACAUCUGGAAGUGUAGCAGUUGGUUUUCCAUCUCUUACCACUGUAGCUGCUGUUGUCUUCUGUCCUUAGAGUAGUCAUUCCUACUUCUCUGGAGUCUAGUACAUCAUCCACAAAGCCAGCAUCAAAUGUGGUUGAUUGCAACAGCAAAUUAAAACUAUGCUGAUUUCAAAAUUUUUAGGGAGUGAUGUUCUGGUUUUGAUCAGUCCUCUUUCUCAGAAUAAUUGUACUGUUUAAUUUAUAAUGUGACUAGAAAUUAUUGCAAGUGAGUCUCUUGAGAGGGAGGAGGCAUAUUGAUUUCUUCUGUCUCUGUUGUUCUGCUUAGCAGCCCUCUAUGGUGUUUUCCCUUUUCUGGCCCAAUUUUCUCACACCCAGGAGGGUGGGGGUUUGCCAUCAGCUUCACUGGUAGCUGAGCACACUUGUUUUGAAGAAUCACAAAGUAUCCACCAUUGCUGUGGCAAAAAUGCAGUUACAUUUUGGUCUUCCAGCAUCUGAAACACCCGUAUGACUUGAGGUCACCUCAGAAUGUCCAUGUGAAAUACCUUCCACUGGAGAGGACAGAACUGAGCUGCCUCUCAGACUCUUCUUUUCCCCUAUUUUGAUUAAUGGAAUUACAGAGUGGUUUGGGAAGGACCCUAAAAAUCAUCUUAUUACAAUCUCUUUCUGUGGGCAGGGACAUGUUCCACUGAACCAGGUUGCUCCAUGCCCCAUCUAACUUGGCCUUGGACAUUCAAAGGAUAGGGCUGCCACAACUCCUCUGGACAACCUGACUCAGUGCCUCAGCACCCUCACACAGAAGACUUUCUUCCAUUAAAAAAUUCAGAUACUCAGAGGCAUAAAAAGCUGCAGCCUCAGUGUUUUUUCCACGCCUGACAAUUUGCUGAUUAUUUCACUACGUUUAGCACAAAUCUUCUGUGCCAACUGUGCUCUAGAAAUGCAUUAGAAUAAAUUAUAAAUAAUCAGUAAAUGUAAACCACUCCCAUUUUUAUUCUCAUAAAGGUUGUAGAUGAAAAAGCAAUACUGGUACCAUCCAGCCUCAGCAGUAGCCAUAGUUUGCCAGACCACCAGUUGAUUUAUUUGCCUCAGCAAGCAGCUACUGCAUCAUUUGUUAGCAUACUGGAAAGGAUCAACUGGGAAGUGGUCACAGGUUUAAUGUUACUGUGAAAACUGUUCAUUAGUGAUAAUCAGCUUCAGCUCCAGUGUACCCCAUUAAAAUGGCACCAACCCUCAGAAAAAAAUGCCAUAUAAACCUCAAACUCCUUUUAUGCAACUUUGAAGUACCUGCACACCAGAAAUACCUGAGUGUGCAGUGCACCGUGAGUUACAGCAACUUAACUCUCUUGAAACUUGUUGCAGAAAUAAUAAAUUCGCAAAGCAAGAAAAAAAAAAGGUGAUUCUUGCCAACCUAAGUCCAUUCAUGAAUUAAUGAUUGGACUUUUUUGAUUUUCUUAAGUCACCAGAGUGAAUGAAACUUUGUAUUUUACAGACUGCUCAGAAGAAAUUAACUUUUUUUCUAAUUCUAUGAUGUAUAAAUCUUCACCAGCUUGAAUGUACUGUUAGCUUUUGCUAAGCACAUGUGACUUAAGUUUGCAUUCAUGUCAUAUUCUAUUGGUUUUGUUAGCGUUUUCUCCUCCUCCAGUGUACUGCACCAUGGAUUGUAACUUGAGAAACUUUUCACUUUACUGAAUUAGCUUUCAAUGUGUUGCUACCUUUUAGUUUCCAAGCAGCUGUAAAAUAGCUAUUUUGUGUUCAUUUGAUAUAGAAUUGUAAAAACUGCAUUUAUUUAUACAGAGGCAUUUAUAAUACGUAUUUUACAAAUGUUCUUAUAUUCUGAAUAAAUUUCUAAUGCUGUU